CCACGCGCAUGCUGCUUUUUUAUAUGAAGAUAUGGGGAAUCCCAUUUCAGAGGCCUACAACCUGACUGCGAUUAGCUUCUCCUGGGCUUAUAUCUCUCAAACAAUUCUCCGUAACACGAAACAGUAUCCUAGACGACUCUCCUGGUGUUCAGUGGCUAUGUACGCUUCUCCAUCGCAGCAUGACACAAAAGAAACGGUCCCUUUCAGCGUCCAGCAAGCCCCACAUAAAAAUUUGUACCUCAACCUCCUUUUUGUUUCUCCAUCAUCCACCCACCCUUCCUCCAUCCUCUUCCUGCCCUCUACGAAGCAAAAUGAUGGUCAGUACGGAGGUCGAACCCGCGACCUUUUUACUUCUAGGAGGUUCGACAUGGAAGAACGGAACCAAAAAGACAAGCCUUGAGUUUCGCUGUCGCUCAUCUUAAAGCUUUUCUUUUUUUCGUUCCAGGAGGAAGCCCUGGGGUCGACCAACUACAAAACGACAUCAAACCAAAAAAGAUAUUUAAGAAUGGUCAGU
Messenger RNA from Aureobasidium pullulans EXF-150, 514 nucleotides. RefSeq lists its product as uncharacterized. NCBI's taxonomy places the organism in Eukaryota, Fungi, Ascomycota, Dothideomycetes, Dothideales, Saccotheciaceae. The transcript has a single exon. The record is from RefSeq and is a predicted model, not a curated record. Bases 32 to 400 code for a protein of 122 amino acids.